This is a messenger RNA of Endocarpon pusillum Z07020, 1560 nucleotides long. RefSeq lists its product as uncharacterized. The coding region runs from base 1 to 1560 and encodes 519 amino acids. The transcript is spliced from 6 exons. The record is from RefSeq and is a predicted model, not a curated record. Lineage: Eukaryota; Fungi; Ascomycota; Eurotiomycetes; Verrucariales; Verrucariaceae.
AUGUUUUGGGUCCUCGCCGCGGUGCCAUUCUUUCUUUUCCUGUUCUCUGGCUCGGCACUUUCGCAAUCGACCCCAAAUCGUUCCAUAGAAUGGUUUCCUUGCACCCUCGAUAUUGAAGGCACGCCCUCGACUUGCGGAACCCUAGCAGUGCCACUAGAUUAUACAGAGCAGGGCUCUGAAAGACUCCUUAAUCUGUCGCUUAUCAAGGUGAACGCGACCAAAGAACCUUUCAAAGGUAGUGUUAUGUUCAAUCCAGGCGGACCAGGCUAUCCCGUGCGAUCUAUCCUUGCUGGUAGGAGUGGGGAGUUUUUCCUUAAUGGAACUGGAGGGAACUUCGAUCUGAUCUCUUUCGACCCUCGUUGUUAUGACAGUUCUGUCGACCUGCAAAAUAUUCUACUUCUAACCCCUUUGUCGUCGCUUUCGUCUGAUACAGCAGUGGGAACGGCCUGGGCAUAUAAGAGAACCUUAGCCGAAACUUGUUAUGAGAACAGAAAGGAUAUUGGUGAUCUAAUCGGCACUGCAUUUGUUGCUAGGGAUAUGAUGCAGAUCGUGGACGCGUUAGGCGAAGAUGGAAUGCUUCGAUACUGGGGAUUCUCCUAUGGAUCAGUUUUGGGUGCAACUGUAGCAGCUAUGUUCCCGGAUCGAAUGGACAAGGUAGUCUUAGAUGGAGUGCUGAAUCUACAUCAAUACUAUGCCGGACGAGAUGUCGAACAACUUAUAGCAGCAGAUGAGUCUUUUAAUGGCUUUAUUGAAGCUUGUGUCUCAUCACCAGAGACAUGUAUUCUGGCUCGCGAAGGUAUCACUGCCCAGACCCUCUCUACUGAGAUCAAUCAGUUACUAGAGACCAUCAAGUAUAGACCUCUUGGUCUUGGGAGCAACAAUACCAACGAUGUUGUUGAAUAUGACUUGACAGAAGGACUUAUUAUCAACGGUCUGCGAACCCCUUCAACCAGCUGGCCAGCUCUUGCGGGAUAUUUUGAUGCAAUCCUGAAAAGAAACCUGACCGCCUAUCACGAAUUUCGUGAUACACUGCUCGGGGGAAGUAUUUCGGCCGCAUUUGCAGUUGAUGCGAAUCCUGGAAUUCGAUGUAGUGAUGUUUCUUUGCGAACUGAUAAUUUGACUGGUCUUCUCCCGCUUAUUGAAGAGUUUCAAAACACAAGUCGAUUUGGCGGUGGUAUAUUGGCUGUUGCUCAACCUAUCACGUGCGCACAAUGGAGAUUCCAAGCAAAGGAGCGAUAUGAAGGUGACUUUCAAGUACAGACGAAGAAUCCGAUAUUACUUGUGGGAAGUCCAUUCGACCAUAUUACACCAUUGGCAUCUGCACAAAACCACUGCUCUAUUGGCCAGCCUUCACUUUGCACAUACAAAGCAAUCCGAGAAUACUUUAUUAAUGGAACGCUGCCAGACACAGGAACCCAGUGUGAUCCUGAUGUUACAGACUUUGGCAAAUCGUCAUCGACCUUGAGUAAGAGAGCCGCACAAGAUAGCGAAGAUGCAGUGCUUCUCAAUGCAGCUCUCUCUGUGAGUCAAGACCUGCUCCAAAGAUUUAGGCUCUUCUGA